Messenger RNA from Vicia villosa (hairy vetch), 1194 nucleotides. RefSeq lists its product as uncharacterized. NCBI's taxonomy places the organism in Eukaryota, Viridiplantae, Streptophyta, Magnoliopsida, Fabales, Fabaceae. Bases 1 to 1194 code for a protein of 397 amino acids. The record is from RefSeq and is a predicted model, not a curated record. The transcript has a single exon.
AUGGGACGAGGGAGGCCGAAAAAACCGGUUCCACCGCCGCCAGCCUCAGCACUGCAACCGACUCCGAUUAGUAAGACGGUAACUAGCGAAACUGUGAACCACCAAGCUAGCACUAGUUCUACUCCGGUUGUGGUUGGUGAGAAAACCCCCAGUGCUUCCACUAACCCUAAGAAGGAGGUAAUUCCGCCGAAUUCUGAGGUUAGGAAGUUAUGGGUGGAUGUUCUCAAAGACAAUCGCAAUCCUGCAAAAGGUAGAUCUAUGCAGUUUAUAGCUCCCAAGCUUAUCGAUGGUAAUGUUGAAGUGGAAAUUGAAGUGGAAGAUAUAGAAUCUGAGCUCGAUUUUUGGUCUUCUGCGUUGAUUUUGUAUGUAAUAGGUGGAGAACUUAGUAUGAAUGCGCUAAAGAACUUCAUGACCAGGACUUGGAACUUCGUUCAACUCCCUGAUAUGUACUACAAUGAUGAGGGUUUCUUUAUCCUCAGAUUCAGAUCCUUCAGUGAUAGGGAUGAUGUUCUAAUGAAGGGACCAUAUACCAUUAGGAACAUGCCGGUUCUAAUCAGGGAAUGGAAUCCUGAUUUUAAGCUGAAGGACGAUUUCUUGCGCACCUUGCCUAUCUGGAUUAAGCUCCCACAAUUGCCUCUUUACCUGUGGGGUGAAAGAAGCCUAAACAAGAUUGGAAGUGCACUGGGAAUUCCUUUGGUUACGGAUGAAUGUACCGCCAAUAAACUCAGAGUUUCAUAUGCCAGGAUUCUAGUUGAAAUGGAUAUCACCAAAGAACUCCCAGCAGAGAUUACGAUUCGUGAUAGAGAUGGGAAUAAGUUGCAACAAGCUAUUGAAUAUGAAUGGAAACCGUUAUAUUGCAAUAGAUGUCAUAAACCUGGGCAUAACUGUGACCAACCUAAGCCAAAGGUCAAGCAGUGGAAACCUAAAUCUAAACCUGUUGAAACUGAUAAGACUGAGUCUCAGAUGGUGGUUGAAGAAACUAGUAAGGGAGUAACCACUACUAGGAUGGAACCAGAGAUGAAGGAAAAAUCAGAUACAAAGGUGGAAUCUAAGUGGACUGAAGUGAACAAAAGCACCAAAGACAGAGGUAAGAAACCUAUGGUUGAAAAUAACUCUGCUAUCCUAACUUGUACAAAUGGUUUUGAUGCAUUGCAAGUUUUGAAUGACUUGCAAAUGCUGAAGGAAACUGGAUAA